This is a messenger RNA of Ascochyta rabiei, 1029 nucleotides long. RefSeq lists its product as uncharacterized. NCBI's taxonomy places the organism in Eukaryota, Fungi, Ascomycota, Dothideomycetes, Pleosporales, Didymellaceae. The coding region runs from base 1 to 1029 and encodes 342 amino acids. The transcript has a single exon. The record is from RefSeq and is a predicted model, not a curated record.
AUGCGACAGAAACUACGGCUCGACAGUCUAGCUCAGUUCGCGUUCGCUAUUAUCCGAGAGCCGUCGCACACGUCAGAUGACUUGCUCCGCGAUGCUCUGAGCCUCGAUUUGAAAUCGGAUUCGUACCUGGAGUUCAGUGGACGCUAUGCUGGGCGGACAACAAUUCCGAGCCACUUCUCGAAAGACAGCGGAUUGCCAUUACCGCUCCAGAAUCUUGACGUCAGGGUAUCUGAGUUUGUCCAUCAAGCUCUUGAUAGUUCGCCAAUACCGCUAGUCUACCUACCGUUGCUCGUGGAGGAUCCCAACCAAUCAUCUGCGUGGAGUUCAGGCCAGGAUUAUCGCAAGCUGGCAUACUCGCUCCUUGUACCAAAGACUUCAGUUGUUCACGAGUACCGACGGAAAGCGCAAGGCAUCUCUGUACAAGAGAUACCACCUCAUGUGGUGGAGGUCUCAAUUUCAGACAUGAUGGCACACAUCAGUGGUGUAUCGAAUUGGGCAGCUGAUAAGAAUGUCGGACCAGGACUUAUGUGGCCACUUUUUGCAUUGAGCAUUGUUCUUUUGGAUUCUAAAACCCCACCCUCGGUAACCGUUGUUUUACACAUACUCAAUGGCGACUUCGACAACUCAUGGGACUUUAUACACCUCACCGCUCGGUUGCAGGCUGUUCUAUAUUCGUUACGCAUGCUCAAACAAGUCCUUGCUGUGUACUUGGCCAUUCACGGGUUGAAUAAGCUACAAAUCGAUAAAGAUGUCCUUGAAUUGGCCAAACAUACAGCGACUCUACCGUCAAUAGCAGAUACAUUUGCGGUCCCUGGUCAGCCAAGGAAGUUGCUGGCAGAGCACGAACGCUUAAAGAACAUGGUAGAAGAGAUAUACACAGCCUCUGGCGUGGAUAUACCUACGGAGCACGUCUCGAACAAGAAGAAGAAGAAACAAUCAAGAGAGGUGGAGAGGAAGAAGAAAAAACAGGAGCAACGACAGCAAGCCAAGCCACAGACAUCGAAUGUAUUCGCUAUGCUUGAUGGAUAA